AGCCUCUGUGCCAUCGAGUGACAGAAGGUGAAGAAGAAGAAUAGGAGGACUCAAGUUUCCGGCUUCGACACUGACGCCAGGUACCGACGGAGGAGUCGCAUUCUCGUGCCCAGCACCGACACCGACAGCACAGCGCCGUCCGUCGUUCGAGCCCGCGGGAAUCUGCGUCGUGUCCGCGGACAUAUAAACAGAAAAGUCCGCCCCGUGCCUCGGUCUCUGUCGCAGCUGAGAAGGAAACACGACAGAAGUUUGUCCCCACUCGGAUCGAGCGUCCCCCACCCCCCCCCCUCUUCACGACGAGGAGGCACGAUGAGUAACCGGGAGGACGAGUACGACUAUCUGUUCAAAGUGGUGCUGAUUGGAGAUUCCGGUGUAGGGAAGAGUAACCUGCUGUCCCGCUUCACCAGGAAUGAGUUCAGCCUGGAGAGCAAGAGCACCAUCGGGGUGGAGUUUGCCACACGCAGCAUCCAGGUAGAAGGCAAGACCAUCAAGGCUCAGAUCUGGGACACCGCUGGACAGGAGCGCUACCGAGCUAUCACGUCUGCGUACUACCGUGGAGCAGUUGGAGCGCUCUUGGUUUACGACAUCGCCAAGCACCUGACGUAUGAAAAUGCUGAGCGCUGGCUGAAGGAGCUGCAGGACCACGCAGACAGCAACAUAGUCAUCAUGUUGGUGGGGAACAAAAGUGAUCUACGCCACCUCAGGGCGGUGCCCACUGAUGAAGCCAAGUCCCUGGCAGAGAAGCAUGGCUUGUCUUUCUUGGAGACGUCAGCGUUAGACUCAUCCAAUGUGGAGCUGGCUUUCCAAACCAUUCUCACAGCCAUCUACAACAUUGUGUCACAGAGGCAAAUGUCAGGGCGAAGCGACACAGACUUUUCACCGGCCUCCAACGUAGUGCCCAUCACGGUCGAGCCCACCCAGAACUCCAGCAGUAAGGGCGUCUGCUGCCAGUCCAACUAAGACCCCAUCACUGACCACCUCCUUCACCUCCAGGCAAAUGGAGAAAACGGACAGAUAGACAAACAGUCGCAGGCAGAGGGGGAAUGGAGAGACAGGUAGAAAUGACCGUUUCACAGAGGGACACUGUGGUUGAUUUGUCUAUAGUCUGGUUAAGAAAAAUAAAAUAAAAAACAGUAAGAAGAGAGGGACCAGUGAAGGAGGGAUAGUAAAGUGGAUUAAAUAAGGAGGCAGGGGGUGUGUGGUGGUUGAAAGAGGUACAUGAUUCGCAUUGAUUGAAAAUCCAAUUAAAAAACAUGUAACUCAUUAUAAGGUACCUUUCUGUAUCUCAUCACAGUUUCUAUCUUUGUAAACUGUCCUCCCUUUGAAAGCUCUACUUUACAAGCCAGUAAAUGUUUUCCCUCUACCAGGAUAUUGGGCAAUAAAAUUCCACCUCUAGUAGACUGAACUGCAAACCGCUCUGUCGCCGCCGUCAUUCCCGUUUACUCACCAUGUAAUAAUAUUUAGACAUUAAUGUCCCAGAUGAUAUUUAUUGAACACUAGUUUAAGGCUUUGUUUGGCCAAAAGGGUUUGUAAUGUAAUACAGGUUGGUUUAGAUUUUCCUUCACUUUCCCUCACAGCAAAGUGAGCUCUCUUGCUUUUUGGUGCAGAUGCUUGUAAGGGCAACUGUCCCUCGCUAAUGGAGGGACAAGGGCUUCUAUUGAUUUUUAUUUUUUAUCUUUUAAAUAAAUGCACUGGCCGGAAAUCGGUGGAAGGUGGUUGGUCCGGGACGUUUUCCACCAGGUCCCUGAGAGCAAUAACAUGGCUCCCCAGCAGUGACACAGGGUUUCUCUGUUGAUUUGCUCCUGAUCUUUCUUUGAAAGGCUCCCCUGCUGUCUGCACUGCUUUCUGAGUCAUGCUCCUGGAAGCUUUGUACAGCAUUAACUCUAAAUGAGAUUGGGUGACGGCAUCACGAGAGGGUAUGUUAACUGCCUUGAGUGUUGAUGGCCGUUCGACCCCGGCUCAGAACCUUUUGGGUGCAGUGGGACAGAGAGCAGGGAGAUUGGUUUAAAUGCAUGGACAACCCUGUGCUGCCGCUCCUGCUGCUUGCUAGCUGGGACGGAUGGAUGGGUGGAGGGAUAAUGUUUCAGGGGAUGAGGUAGUGAGGGCACUCAGCCCUGCCCUGCUGCUGUGAUCCCUGAUGCACCAGAGAUGGCUUGUUUUACUGUAAGUGAAAUCCUCCACUGCCUGCUCACCUACUCCGCUCUCCUCCUGUCUCUGUCUACACUGUAUGUAACUGGAACAGGACUCUGCCUUCUGGGAUCUCCCUGACGCGUGCCCUCGCUCUCACUUGUCUUUAUUUCCUGCGUGUGGAGGGGCGGGGGUUGUGUUCAGGAGCCAGGAUUGGGUUUGUGGGGUUCUAAUAGUUUUAAUAAAGAUGAUAUUAUGUGGUAGCGUUAGGAGGGGUUUGAUUAAAUCCAAAAAGGUUAAGCACACAGACGGUGUUUAUCCUGCUGAUGUGUUUCCACAUCAACACUUGACUUCUAUCGACUUCACAGGUCUUGAACUGGGUGGUGUAGGUUAGGGCUUUUUAAACAUUUAUUCUAAUAUAUGUAUAUUUGGACUGCAUAUGUAAAAAUAAAUCUCAUUUGUUAUA
Molecule: messenger RNA, 2593 nt
Organism: Platichthys flesus (European flounder)
Lineage: Eukaryota; Metazoa; Chordata; Actinopteri; Pleuronectiformes; Pleuronectidae
Gene: rab11al
Product: RAB11a, member RAS oncogene family, like
Exons: 5
Coding region: 310-960 (216 amino acids)
Biological process (GO): exocytosis; melanosome transport; neurotransmitter receptor transport, endosome to postsynaptic membrane
Cellular component (GO): postsynaptic recycling endosome; axon; transport vesicle
Molecular function (GO): GTP binding; GTPase activity
Source: RefSeq, a predicted model, not a curated record